Messenger RNA from Dromiciops gliroides (monito del monte), 5140 nucleotides. It is a transcript of the gene EYA3, whose product is annotated as EYA transcriptional coactivator and phosphatase 3. Gene Ontology annotation, biological process: cell differentiation; positive regulation of DNA repair; negative regulation of extrinsic apoptotic signaling pathway in absence of ligand. Gene Ontology annotation, molecular function: protein tyrosine phosphatase activity. The record is from RefSeq and is a predicted model, not a curated record. Gene Ontology annotation, cellular component: nucleus. The transcript has 18 exons. The coding region runs from base 244 to 1965 and encodes 573 amino acids. Lineage: Eukaryota; Metazoa; Chordata; Mammalia; Microbiotheria; Microbiotheriidae.
CGCGUUGCCGCCGCCGCCGCUGCUGCCGCCGUCGCCUCCGCCACCGUCGCUGCUGCCACCACCACCUCCUCCUCUUCUUACGCCGCCGCCGCCUCCUCCUCCAGCUCGGGCUGCCGCGGGGCCAGACGAGUCCCCAUGCCCCUGUCCCGCCGGGGGCGCCGCCGCCGCCGCUGCCCGACUGUAUAGACUGCUGAGAAGACUUGCAAGCCAGUGACCCAAGCUUAUUCCAGGAAGGGGGUACUCAUGGAAGAGGAACAGGAUUUACCAGAACAGCCAGUGAAGAAAGCCAAGAUGCAAGAUUCGGGAGAGCAGGCUUUGAGUCAAGUGAGCAACCCUGAAGGCAGUGAUCAGAAACCUGAAACGUCAAGCCUUGCUUCAAACCUUACCAUGUCAGAUGAAAUUAUGACAUGUACUGAUUACAUCCCUCGAUCAUCCAAUGAUUAUACCUCACAGAUGUAUUCUGCAAAACCUUAUGCACAUAUCCUUUCAGUCCCUGUAUCGGAGACUGCUUACUCGGGCCAGACUCAGUACCAAACACUUCAGCAGUCCCAACCCUAUGCUGUCUACCCUCAGGCAACCCAAACCUAUGGACUACCUCCUUUUGGUGCAUUGUGGCCAGGUAUGAAACCUGAAAGUGGUUUAAUUCAGACUCCAGCUCCAAGUCAACACAGUGUUCUUACCUGCACUACAGGGCUAACCACAGGCCAGCCAAGCCCAGCACAUUACUCUUAUCCCAUUCAAGCUUCAAGUACCAAUGCCAGCCUGAUCUCCUCUUCAUCCACAAUUGCCAAUAUUCCAGCAUCAGCAGUUGCCAGCAUCUCAAACCAGGACUAUCCUACAUACACCAUCCUUGGCCAGAGUCAGUACCAGGCAUGCUACCCCAGCUCCAGCUUUGGGGUCACAGGCCAAAGCCACAGUGACACUGAGAACCCCACGUUAGCAGCAUCCACAUACCAGACCGAGAAGCCCAAUGUCAUGGUGCCUGCACCAGCAGCACAGAGACUUCCCUCUGGAGACCCUUCCUCCAGCCCAUCUUUGUCCCGGGGUACGCCAAGUAAGGACGCUGAAGAGCAAUCUAGGAAAAACACGCCUGCCAAGAACCGGGGCAAGAGGAGAGCUGAUGCUGCACCUGCCCCAGACAAUGAGCUGGAACGAGUGUUUCUCUGGGACUUGGAUGAAACCAUCAUCAUCUUCCAUUCUCUUCUCACAGGAUCCUAUGCCCAGAAAUAUGGAAAGGAUCCAACAGUUGUGAUUGGCUCAGGUUUAACUAUGGAAGAGAUGAUUUUCGAGGUGGCUGACACUCAUCUCUUUUUCAAUGACUUGGAGGAAUGUGACCAAGUGCAUGUGGAAGAUGUGGCAUCUGAUGAUAAUGGACAGGACUUAAGCAACUACAGUUUCUCAACGGAUGGUUUCAGCGGCUCAGGAGGUGGUGCCAGCCAUGGCUCUGCUGUAGGUGUACAAGGGGGAGUGGACUGGAUGAGGAAGCUGGCUUUCCGCUAUCGCAAAGUGAGAGAAAUCUAUGACAAACACAAAAGCAACGUGGGUGGCCUUCUCAGUCCCCAGAGAAAGGAAGCACUUCAGAGACUCAGAGCAGAAAUUGAAGUCUUAACUGAUUCCUGGCUGGGAACGGCACUAAAGUCUUUACUUCUCAUCCAGUCCAGAAAGAAUUGUGUGAACGUCUUGAUCACCACCACACAGCUGGUGCCUGCUUUGGCCAAGGUCCUCCUCUAUGGCCUGGGAGAAGUGUUCCCCAUCGAGAACAUCUACAGUGCUACGAAGAUAGGUAAGGAGAGCUGCUUCGAGAGAAUCGUGUCUCGAUUUGGCAAGAAAGUUACAUACGUGGUGAUCGGAGACGGACGGGAUGAGGAAAUUGCAGCCAAACAGCACAACAUGCCUUUCUGGCGGAUCACAAACCACGGAGACCUUGUGUCACUCCACCAAGCCCUUGAACUGGAUUUCCUAUAAGGCCGGGAGCUGAGGUGCCAGCCCCAUGAGCCCUUCUCACUCCCAGCCGGGGCACUCUCCUCUCCUCUGGAUGAGAUGCGAGUCCAGCCCAGCCGGAGCCCAGAGCAGGAAGGGACAGUUUGUUUUCUCCACGAGGGGGACCCAUCCUAGGGCACACCCUGGUACAGAAGGUGGAGACGGAUGGAGAGAACGGCAGUCUCACCUUAGCUACAGUGAUUUCAUUCUUCUCUUUUUGUUUUCUUUUAAAAAAAAAAGGAAAAAAAUCCCUGAGGCAGAGUUGUGCUCAAAUGUAGAGUGUGAUGGGAGAACACAGUGCCAUUAACUUGUGGUCGAUAGGUUAGAAGCAGAACACUCUGGUGACAUCUCUCCGUCCUUUGUAGUCUAUUUAGCUAUUGAAUUUCUUCCCGGUGAAUGGAUGUGUUAUUUUUCUGGGUCUGGUCUCUGAAGCAGAUUUUCUUUGUCCCUUCGUUAUUAAGCCAAAAUGGGGAGUGGGGAGGCAGAAGGAUUGAUUUUCUUGGAAACCAUGAAUGGUCUCAACUUGAGGUUGAUGCCCUAACCACCACCCCACCCCACCCCAGCUGUUCUGAACCAUCUCUCAUUUGGGCCCGCCCCUCCUGCUGAGGAAGUGAAGGAGAUGUGGGGGGCAUCCAUGCCUCUGCACUGCAAAGCGCCCCCACAAGUGACCUUCUGUCAUUGUGACGCCUGUUCUUAAAAAAGAUGUCCUCUGUCCCCUGGGCCUCCCUUGCCCAACCCAGGUGAAACCACCUGGAUUCCCACCCUGCCAAACACCAGGGUGUUUGCCCAACACUCAGAUCCCCAGGCAUCUCAGCUGCUGGGCCAGGCCAGAGAAACCAAAGAGAAGGCCCUGUGCCUCUUUGCACAUUUCCCAUCUCUAUGGUGCCCUGAUGCCUGCUCCUUUUUCCUCUCUCCCUGUCACCCAAGACUCUUCCCUUGUAGCUGUGCAGGCUGAAGCUGCCUCCCUAGGCCAGGACACCAGCCUCCUCCUCAGGCUCAGCCCACACCCCCAGGGCAGCGCUGUCUGGGUGACCUUUGGUGGAGCCAACUCUUCCUCCAACAGAUGUGGGACCUCACCAGGCUCCUUCCCCAGGAAGAUGAUGCUGCUGGGUCUGGGCUGCUGUGUUGGGACCUUGAACCUAAGGCAGGUGAUCAGUCUCUUUCCAGCUUCAGCCCCGACUCCCAUAAGCUAGCCUUUGCUCUCCUUGGCUGAGCUCAGAGAAUCCCAGGCAUGGCUGCCAGAGAACUUGUAACCACUUGGGCUGUCGAUGGGACCUCGUUUUCCAUUGACGCCUGGUUUGAAAUGGCAUCUUUAGGGCUCCCUCUGCCAGUCUGGAGACCCUGAGAAAUGCCAGACGUGAGGAACAUCUCUUACUGGCAACAGCCCGAAUCUGCCUCCUGCACUUCUCUAGCCUCAGCUGCCCUCACCCUUGGCCUCUGGCCAGAGAGGAGACACCCCUGAAGCCACUGGGCCUUGUGGCAAGAGCAAGAAGCAGACACAAGACGUCCCCAGCACCAGACAGGGCCACGAUCCUAAUGCCCUAAGAAGCUGCUCCUUCCUCGUCCUUUACAACUGGCAGAAGGAUCUCCAUCAGAUGUACCUUCUUGACCUCCAUGGCAACAUCAGGAAGAUGAGGCUCCUUUCUCUCUGGCUCCAAGCUUCUUUCACACCUACCCCAGAGGAUGCUAUGUCAUGGACUGGGCAAAAAUUGUAGAGGAAUCCACCCUCCAGCUUCCUACAUACAUCACCACACAGAAAAUUCUCCACUCCUGUGACCUAGGGAGCCUAGAACCCUGUUUUUUUUCCCCCCAGUGCAGAGGCUGAACCCAUUCCUGGCCAACAGCUGGGUGCAGGUUGUUCCCAGAUGAACUCUGACUUUGCCAAGGGAGGAAGAAGCUCUCUCAAGUGAAACACCGUUGGUGGGCGGAGGGGGGCAACCAAGCUACUCUGAUCCCCUUGGGUCCCUGUCCCCCCUGUAGCAGUUUGCAGUGUUCACAUUUCACUUUUCUCCAAGAGGGAUCUCUGGGAUGGUGAGGACUAUAUGUUGGGCUGGAGCUGAGGAAUGUUAUGAAUCCUUUAGUUUCCAAGAAAAUAGCCUAAUGGAACAUGCCCUUUGUAUUUGAGACAAUCCCCCUGGAAUUAGCCGAGUGACCGACACUUCCACCCAACAUUGGUUCCUGUAAGAUGGGUCCAAAAACUCCCCCUGGUGAUCCACAGGCACCAGGAGAGCCCCAGGGUCCUAGGGUGGCCUAACUUUCGAAUGUAAAACUGACCGUGCCUUAGUGUUACCAUGUCCAGAGCACUGAUGGGGCAGUGCAUGUGUCCAUGAAAUGGCCCCCAGGCUAGCCCAUAAGCCCGCCUAGCGCUCUACUACAACAUGUGUUUUCAUUGGCUUCAUGGUUUCCUGCAUUAUCUGCUUUGGGGUAGGUGUAGAGGCUGUGAGCAGAGCUGCCAUUGUUGCUCCAGGUACCCUUUACUCCAAGGCCUGGUUCAAAGAAAGCUCAGGGGGCAGUAGAUUGAGUGGGAAAUACCGAUGGCUGCUGGGCUCUUUCCAGCCCUAUGGACCACCAUCCGGGGUGACCGUGUGGAUGCUGCCAGCACCUAGGGAGAGCUGCAGGGUGUAGACUAUGCACAAACGACUGGCCCCCUUCUGGGAGCCAUGAUGGGCAGAGGGUCAGAGCUGGCUCUGGGAGGGGCAGUCUCACCUCACAGAACUUCAAGCCCCUGAGACAGGUUUCAUUUCUCGAUACUCCUUGUUUCAUUAUUCAUUCAGAAACAGAAGCAUUCAAACUGUACAGACCAGAUUGAUCCUGGGAGGUCUCAAGCCACAGGAGCGAAAUCUUCUCGUCCUCACCCUGGGGGGAUCUCAGUAGCAAUGGUCCAGGCCUCCCUUUGCUCCCUCUCCCAAGAAGACUGGAAAGCGAAACUCCUUGGCUAGUCCCUAAUGCACUGACAGGAACCAUCCCCUCAAGGACUGAUUCUGCUCAAAACUGGAUUUUUCCCUCUGGACUUUAGAUGCCUCAAAGCAGGAAUAAACAUUGGAUUUGGAAUAUUUAUGUGACUGAGGGCAUUCGUGGCUGUAGAUUCCUUGACCAUAAUGUUAUAUGUAAUGGGAACUAUCUUAUAAACUUGAAAAAAAUAAAGUUUUUAUUUUCUAUA